This is a messenger RNA of Portunus trituberculatus (swimming crab), 1684 nucleotides long. RefSeq lists its product as uncharacterized. The record is from RefSeq and is a predicted model, not a curated record. The transcript has 3 exons. Lineage: Eukaryota; Metazoa; Arthropoda; Malacostraca; Decapoda; Portunidae. The coding region runs from base 688 to 1029 and encodes 113 amino acids.
ACUGCCAGUGUCUUGGCGAGGAUAAAUCGGCAGUGAAUAUAUCAUAUCAGGAUAUACAAGGUGCUUUUCUUGGCUUGAAAUGUGAAUCAUGAAUGCAAGAGGAUGGGAAAGAAGCUUGCAUUGUGUUGCGUAACGACCUACACCAGUCUACUGUAUGUAGAACUCGUAUAUUUUCUCUCGUGCAUAUAUUUACGUGGUUCUUGUUAUGAUUUGGCAGUUAAUUCAUGUUUAUAUGUGCCCUAAUAUUGCGUGAGAAGCUCAUUACUUGCUUCUUAACAGGCAUUUAUGCCUGGUGUGGUCCCCAAAACCUAUCAACUAAAUGCAGUGACCAGUGCAGUGUAUACUCCGCAGUCCACAGUGAUAGUUGUUAGCCGAGCCUCGCCCUACUGUUGUGCCAGCUAAUUAAUAUGGAAUUUUAUGAACAAGCACUUUAGUACAAAAUAAACCACAUCUGUAGAAAAUGGUGUACAAACUAAAAGAAAAGAAAAAAAAGGUUUUCUAACAGCGAUAGUUUUGAAGAAGGGUAAAACAAAUACCAUCUUAAAGAAGGAUUGUAAAGGACAAAUUUUAUAUUUGGAAAGGUUAACUAGUUACAUUUUAUAUCUUGCAUUAACUUCACAAAGAGGCUGUUGUAGACCGGACUAUCAGCAAAUCCUCACACCAAGGCAAUCACAGUUGGUGACUAGAAUGAAAGAGUGUGUAAGGAAACUGGGCCAGCGGGGAGGCCGUGGUUCCCUCCCCCACCACACCCUCCCCGCGGGCGCUUGCCGAGAUGUUACGCAAGGGUACCCACGUCGCCGAGCCUCUGCCGCCUGCUGGUUAUUCAAGAUCCACUCUCUCCGGACUCUAGUACCAAGCCAAGCCGCCUGUUGCGUGCCCUGUCCCGCCCUGCCGCUGCCACCACCUCCCUCGCUGUUGUCAAGCUGCCGUCAGUGUUCCCACCGCCGGGGAGAGACGUUUGUCAAGGUAGCUACGUUUAGAUACUGUCAAGUGUCGGAUGUCACCUGGAAGCCAGUGAUUAAAGGGUAGAGGAGGGAGGGGCUUGUUUUUACUAGGUUUGUAGCAGACUCCAUUUUCUUUCUCUUGUUUCUUUUAUGGUGGGUAGAGGAAUUGAGUUGCAAGAGUACAUUGUUUUUACAUUGUUAGUACUGGGACUAGUUUUGUGGUUGUUGCAAUGUUAGUAGUCUUAGUUAAGAGGGGUGUUAAGUUCUCAGUCUUUGUUCGUCACUUCAUGGGGUCCCAUUUUCCAUUUUCUCGUCUGUCCAGCUCAUGUUACGCGUCACACACCACACUUCACAUCUCCCCUCACAUCACUCGUCACUCGUCAACAACAUACUUAUCGCUUGCAUAAUUAUCACGCUUGGGUUAUGGUUCCUGUUAGUCAGUCAAUCAGUCGGUCAGUCAGUCAUUCAAUUAGUCACUCAGUCAGUCAGUCAGUUUCUCUUUUAUUUCUCCUGACCUCAUGGCAUGAUAAGUCAGCCUGGCCAUGUCAAGGUGGGAGUGUUGCAGUGGCAGCCCCACUUCUCCAAGGCCUUACCUUCACCCGUCACUCCACAAGCGUCGAGAGGCAAGCCGGGUGUAGGAAUAUGUGCCCGAGACUAGUUAAUGUUCAGAAAAACGUCUUCGUUUCAUGAAAGAAAUUCACUGCCUAAGUGGUUUAGAGUGUACCUAGAUGCAUUAUAUA